Molecule: messenger RNA, 4075 nt
Organism: Conger conger (European conger)
Lineage: Eukaryota; Metazoa; Chordata; Actinopteri; Anguilliformes; Congridae
Gene: pop1
Product: POP1 homolog, ribonuclease P/MRP subunit
Exons: 16
Coding region: 138-3410 (1090 amino acids)
Biological process (GO): tRNA 5'-leader removal
Cellular component (GO): nucleolar ribonuclease P complex; ribonuclease MRP complex
Source: RefSeq, a predicted model, not a curated record
CCGGAAGAGAACAGGAACCCACAUGGCAGCUCGAUGUUGCUGGAGUUGAGUGAAGCAGAUGAAGUUGUGUAAAGAGGCUGUUAUUCCUCAGCGUGCCAAUCGAUUUUAGGCGUUUGCGAUCACAGUGGCAAACAGAGAUGUCUGGAGCCAAGCACAGGAUGCGCAGUAAGAAAAUGAGGAAUCAGCCCAGCAGUGUCACAUACAACUCUCCCGGCUGGCGCAACGGUGGAGAAACUUCACAGUCUGGUCGCUGGUCUGAGCACACCCCACAGGGAAAAGGCCACAAUGCCCAGCCCUCUGGCUGGAUCAGGGGGCACCCUGUCGGGGGUAACGUGAAGGCCGGUCAGGCUUAUUCCCAGGAACUUCCCAAAUGCAUCACGGCCUCGACCUUCGCCAAGGCCCGAGCUGCAGAAGUGAAGGCCAUGCUGAAGGCGGUCACCAAGACGACGGGCAGCUCUCACGUGUUUGGCGCCCUUCCCAAGCACAUGAGGAGGAGGGCCAUGAGCCACAACACCAAGCGUCUGCCGACCAGGCUGAGGGAGGGGGCGCAGAAGAUGCUGGAGAAGAGCCAGCAGGCGGGUCAGAAGGAGAGGAAGGAACAGCCCAAAAGCAAGAGCCGCAAAGCACGCCGGCGCCACGGCAACCUGCUGCUGGAGUUCAACCGCCGUCAGAGGAAGAACGUGUGGCUGGAGACGCACAUCUGGCAUGCCAAGCGCUUCCACAUGGUGAAGAGGUGGGGCUACUGUCUGGGACACCGGCCUACGUACAAGUGCUACCGGGCCUGUUACCGGGCAAUGACCGACUACAGCCUGCUGCAGGACCUUUCCUACUACUGCUGUGUGGAGGUUCAGGGAGAGGAGGAACUGCUGCUUCGAGCAAUGUCCAGGCUGACCAGCGCCGAAACCGGGCCUACGUUCGCUGCAGUGCUGUGUCUCUCUGGGCGGAGGCAGGGCAGUGCAGUGCUCUACAGAGCGGAUCAGUACCCCACACAGCCCCUGGGCCCUGUGCUCUUCCUGUGGAGACCUAGGUCUGCAGGCUCCAGCCACAGGCAGCUCUGGAUCUGGCUCCACCCAUCCCUCAAGCAGGGUCUUCUGUCCGACCUUCAGCUAGUGUGCCAGUGCUCUAAAGCUGUGGUGCCCCCCACCCCAGUCCCCCUGCCUGCUCCAGCAGCAGAUCCGGCACCCAGUCCGAUGAAGAGGCCGGAUGAAGAGCAGCCCACGGGGAGGAAGAGGAAAAGGAAGAGGGAGGAAGAGGGCUCUGGGGACACAGUCCCAGUGAAGAAGAUUCUUGGGGACGGCACUCGAUCUCCAUUGACCCCUGUCACCUGGAAGUCCGAUUCAACAGGGAUCGUCAUUCGUGACCUCACAAUGGAAAUUGUACGCUACCGUCUGAUUGGACCACUCUCCCAUUCUGUACUGGCGGAUGCUUUGACACCAGCUUCCGUCUGUGAAGAUGCAAGCAAACCGGAAACCUCUUGCUUUUGGUGGCCUGAACAUUGCAAAGAAGAGGAUAACAUGUCCCUUCACCAAGAGCAAGCCGAUAUCUUCCAUCUGCUCAAAGGGUUGUGUUCCACAGGAGAAGUGCCCUCAGGCUCUGUUCUUGGGCUCACAGUUGAUGACCCCAGGCUGACCUUGCCAGGAAAGAGGAUCAAAGUAGCGCCUAACCUCCAGCAGCUGGAAGGGGAGGGCGCUGACAGGAGGAGGGCUCUGACGCUGCAGGGUGUCCCAGAGCGCUGCUGCCAGAGCGCCCUGUGGGACCAGGCCGUCCGUGAUAACGUCACCCACAACAAGAUCCCAGAGCAGGAGCUGAACCGGAUGAAGAGCUCGUUGCUGGUUCCCGGGUCGAGGCUCCAGCCCGCCCCCCCACAUGGCCGCGUCCCCCUGCUGCUGCUCCAGCAGCCCGGCAAACAGCUGGGCCAGGAGAUGGGCUCGUGGGGCGCGGGCUGGGACCUGCUGCUGCCCAAGGGCUGGGGCAUGGCCUUCUGGGUCCCUCUGGUGUACCGCGGGGUGCGCGUGGGGGGCCUGCAGGAGGCGCUCAAACACUCCCAGAGCAAAGGGGCGGAGCACUUCCCCCACGACUUCCCAGACUGCCCAGCGGGGGUCGGCUUCCUGCAGGAGCAGGAAGCUCGGCUCCUCGACGGCUAUAAACGGCGUCCGCCUGCCAAAAGGCCCAAUUACAUAAAACAUGGCUGCCUCGCUCCGUUCCGUUGCCCUUGGCAACAGCUGGCCGAGGAGUGGGAGAUGAUUGUGAUGGAGGGUGAAGAGGGGGACCUGCCUGCACCUCCCCCCCACCCCCAGCCUCAGCUCCGAGAGGAGACCUCCGCCCCUCCGCCACAGGAAGUGACAUCACGUCAACACAGUGUCGCACCUCCACUGAGCAGGGUCAUUGUCCUGAGGAACAGGAAGGCUCUGCGUACAGUGUCUGCCUGGUGCAGGCCCACCUUUUCCAGAGGUCAAAGGUGGCGACGGCCUGCACAGCUGCAGCAGCUGAGCCCUGUGUCUGCGGAGACUCUCCGAACGGCCCACCCCAGGAGCCUGGUGUGGGUGCGACUUUGCAUGCUUAGGAAGGGCAGUCCCUCUCUCCACGCCAUGAUCUGUGUCCCCACCCCAGAGGACAUGCAGCAGCUCCGCAGAGACCCCGCCUACUGCGGGCCCCAGGAGCCACCACACACCGACCACUUCCUGAACCGGACGAAGCGGUGGAAGAAAGGCCUGAAACCAGCCAGCUCCACCCACAAGCAAGAAAAGAAGUCUGCUGAGGCCGUCUCUGCCCCCAGCUCCACCAUGGGGCCCGAGUCCGGCUCUGCCCCCAGCUCCACCGUGGGCCCCGAGGCCGGCUCUGCCCCCAGCUCCACCGUGGGCCCCGAGGCCGGCUCUGCCCCCAGCUCCACCGUGGGCCCCGAGGCCGGCUCUGCCCCCAGCUCCACCGUGGGCCCCGAGGCCGGCUCUGCCCCCAGCUCCACCGUGGGCCCCGAGGCCGGCUCUGCCCCCAGCUCCACCGUGGGCCCCGAGGCCGGCUCUGCCCCCAGCUCCACCGUGGGCCCCGAGGCCGGCUCUGCCCCAAGCUCCACCGCGGGCCCCGAGGCCGGCUCUGCCCCCAGCUCCACCGUGGGCCCCGAGGCCGGCUCUGCCCCCAGCUCCACCGCGGGCCCCGAGGCCGGCCUGACUCGGGGACUGUGGCCAGACCCCCUGCCCAGCGUGACCUCUCACUGCUCCCGGGUGACCAUGGGCUGGGUCACGCAGGGCGACUUCAGCUUGUCUGCGGGAUGCGGGGAGGCGCUGGGGUUCGUCAGCCUGACAGGCCUCCUGCAUGCUCUCUCCAGCCAGCCGGCCGACCUGCGAGGCCUGGUGCUGCUGAGAAACCCUGCCUCCCUGCAGUACCGCUUUGCAAAAAUCAACAUCGAGGUUUAACCCCACAGCCUCUUCUACACAGGGAACUUUAGGUGGCCUGUGUAUUUAAACACUUGCAUAACAUACAAACACAGAUGUAGGACUCUGACAUUGGUGUAGACGGAAGCUCACAUUGGUGCUUUUCCUUCCAUAACUGACCAAGCCUUGAAAAUGCAUAGCAACAGCAGGCGAUGUUCAUUUAAUCUCUUCAUAUUUGUAUGUAUUUGUAAAUAAAAUGAGUAUUUAAUUUACAGUUAAAUUUCAAAAAGCACUGAAGUCACAUGAAAGUAAUAUGAAAUGAAAGUUGGAUUGAAUAGUGAGAUGGGCUGAACUGUGCCACGCUGUCCCAUUAAUGAACUGUUUGCUGAAUAAUAUUUGGAUGCUUGUUGAAAAGAGUUUAGACUCAUAUUCCCAGCAUGGACUAUCUGCUGAAGACAUUCUUGUCUCGUAUAAGACCGAGAUGAUUAAAGGUUCCUUUUUUUGGAGGAUUGAAUGCCUUAAGAAUUUUGAGUUUUGCUUCAUUGCCUUAUUGUUUUUUGGAGGCCAAUCUGUUUGUAAUUGGUUGUAAUCUGACAGUAAUGCGUAGUCAGUAUGAGACUUUGUUUUGGACUGGUUUUUGGAGACAAUUUUUUUUUGUUCUUUAUUUUAAACAUCCUGUACUCCAAAUAAAUUCUCUGUUCACUAUU